UGCGCAUGCGCACAGCGUCUAUUCACUACUGCUCUGCUAUGCAGAGCAGUGACUGUAGGAGACUCCCAACUGCCCCCCCCCCCAUCGCGGGACACUGCGGGAGGUCCCGACAGUGACCUGUUCCAGAUUGAUAAUGUGACUGGAUCUGUCUCCUUGAUUCACACCCUGGAGAGCAAACUUAGCCCUGCUAUCAUUAAUCUGAGAGUCAUGGCCUCUCAAGUCGGGGACUCCAGAAAGUACUCGUUGGCUGAGGUAACAGUACGAGUGCUAGCAGCCAACAAGCAUGCACCCCGCUUUGCAGCUACCCAGUACCAGGCAUUUGUGCAGGAGGAUAACAACCCUGCUGCUCUAGUCAGCACGUACAAUGGCCGUGUGCUCUCACUCACACCUUCUGAUGGAGAUUUCCCUAAUGGAACCAAUCCCCAGAUCCACCUUACUCUGUCAUCUCUACCUAAGCACAGACAACUAUUUCAGAUAACAGAGAGUGGCUUGCUUAUAGCCAGAGCCAACCAACUGCAGGCAACAGAAACAUAUAAUCUGAAGGUCUCUGCAAGAGAUGAAGAGUCUGGAGAAACUGAUAACUGUACAGUCAUUGUGAAGGUCUUGGCGCAUGGGCAGGCAGCCCCUAGGGAUCCAUCAGAACCACAGCCCAUGUUUACAGUGCCAGACCUUCCCAUCCUAGCAGGGGGACUUGGGGCACUUGUGUUAUUAUUUGGGGCCCUGCUGUUCCUCUUAAUACGGCUAGUGAAGAGUCAUCGACAGCAGCAGCAGCAGAUGAGCCAGACAUCACUUGUCACAGAGAAGCACCCCAGUGUGAGACUAAAGUUGUUUCAACCGGUUAAUCCCAGCAAAUCGUCACCAGAGCCAGAGGAGCAAGGUUACCAAAAUGCAGCUUACAGUGAGAGUCCUGGUGAAGAGAGCCCUUACAACGAGGAAGAAAAGGGAUUGUCAGCCAGCAUGCAAAGUAAGACCAAAGAGCCAAGCAAGAUGGAUGGGCAACCAGGGAAGCAGAAAAAGAUGCCAGCAGUAGCAGUUAUAUCUCCGGGGAACCAGUGUACAGGGAACUCUCCAUGCAGAAGUACACAGGUAAUGUCAGCUGAACCUUUGAAUAGAAUGCAAUGUACCCACCAGGAAAAGGCAGCACCCAUGGAACUUCAAUCAAAAAAAGUGGGGAUCACCCAGGCCAUGGUGGCCAAGGAAGUAAUGGACAAUAGUCAAUUGAAGCCUCCACCAGUGGAAAGCAACAGCUGCAAACUCCAACCUGCUACUGAUCCAUCCUGUGAUACCAGCAGUGAGGUAACAGAAAGACAAGAUAAUUCAGGGAUGUGGCCCGAACCCCCUCCACUCUCCAGGCUGCCUAUUGUUGUGGAAGUAAAUGAGGAAGUGGUGGAACAUGAUGGAGAAAUGAGUGUCCCUCAUCCACCAAUGAGCAGUGAGAUCAUCACUCCGGGUUCACUUAUGCAGUUACUAGAAGACUCUAUUGAAUGUUAAAUCCUUUUUGCCUUGUACUGUCCCCCAUCAGUGUUUUACAGCUAUUAUUGUUGUGUGGACUAUAGAAGGAAUUGGUGACCACAUUCUUACAUCAAUUCAAACCAAUGCUACUAAAUCAGACAGCGAUGAGGAGCACUCAAUGCAUAAUUAAUAUCUGCCAAUAUGUCUCGAGUCAAUACAUGUGCGUUACUGAUCUGCUGCGAGAAUAACUCUCUUCCAAGCACACUACAAUGGUAAACACAGCAACUCUCUUAUUGUACCUCUCUGUCUCUGAGUGAUAUCUGUAUAACCAAUGUGUGUCAGAUAAAAAAAAUAUAUACCUUACUUUGGGAAUAAGCA
This is a messenger RNA of Pseudophryne corroboree (corroboree frog), 1830 nucleotides long. RefSeq lists its product as uncharacterized. Bases 208 to 1491 code for a protein of 427 amino acids. The transcript has 9 exons. Gene Ontology annotation, cellular component: membrane; catenin complex; adherens junction. Gene Ontology annotation, molecular function: calcium ion binding; cadherin binding. Gene Ontology annotation, biological process: calcium-dependent cell-cell adhesion; homophilic cell-cell adhesion; adherens junction organization. Lineage: Eukaryota; Metazoa; Chordata; Amphibia; Anura; Myobatrachidae. The record is from RefSeq and is a predicted model, not a curated record.